Messenger RNA from Fusarium graminearum PH-1, 783 nucleotides. RefSeq lists its product as uncharacterized. The coding region runs from base 1 to 783 and encodes 260 amino acids. The record is from RefSeq and is a predicted model, not a curated record. NCBI's taxonomy places the organism in Eukaryota, Fungi, Ascomycota, Sordariomycetes, Hypocreales, Nectriaceae. The transcript is spliced from 2 exons. Gene Ontology annotation, molecular function: hydro-lyase activity.
AUGUACGGCGGCUUUAUUACGCCACCUGAUGACGCCGGCGCUCACUUUGGAGUCCUGUUCUGGCACAAAGAUGGCUUUUCCACUGCGUGUGGGCAUGGAACCAUUGCUCUAGGGUACUGGGCCGUCGCUAAGAAAUUGGUUCAAGUGCCGGAAAAUGGGAACGUUGAUGUAGUAAUCGAUGUCCCGUCCGGUCGGGUAGUGGCUAAGAUGACUAUCAUGGACGGAAGACCAGUUCAUGCCGACUUUAUCAACGUCAAGAGCUAUCAGAUUGCCAAAGACCUUUCCGUUACAGUUCCUUCGAGGAAUAUCGAUGUGCAGGUCAACUUGGCUUUUGGAGGGGCUGUUUACGCUCACGUAAACGGUGCUCAAUUGGGCCUGUCUGUGUCACCCAGCCAGCACAUGGACUUCAUCAACAUUGGAAGAGAGAUCAAAGCAGCGCUUGGCAAAAGAGCACAUUACGGGGAAUACGACUUGUACGGUGUGAUAUUCUACAAUGAAGAAGAAGAUGGAGGUUCUGGUGGGAUCCGACAAAGAAAUGUUACCGUUUUUGCAGAUGGCCAGAUUGACCGCUCGCCCUGUGGCUCUGGCACAGCUUCAAGAAUUGCAGUUCUUCUUGCAGAGGGGAAGUUGAGUGCCGGGAAAGAUAUCGUCUCCGAAGAAGCGAGUCCUGUGGGAUUUCCUGCCUGUAUACCUCGUGUUAGAGGGACAGCUAAUCUGGUCGGGCGGAUGAGCUUCUUCAUUGACCCUGCUGACUCCGUGUUCCCCGGCUUCCUCUUGCGGUAG